Sclerotinia borealis F-4128 is the source of this 237-nucleotide messenger RNA. The record is from the annotation of a GenBank genome assembly. Lineage: Eukaryota; Fungi; Ascomycota; Leotiomycetes; Helotiales; Sclerotiniaceae.
AUGACAAAGAAGCAUGCAACGGUGCUAUAUAACUGGCUGAACUGGAGUGACGGACCAACAAGGGAUGCAUUUGCAGAGUUACCCCUCUCCGAACAGGAUGUAAUCAUCAUGGCACAGGAGAGAAUUGAAAAUUGGGAUAACCUUGCCCCCCUCGCGUUCGCUGAUGUCGGGCUCACAAAGGAAGAGAGUGCGGAAAUUUACCAGGAUUUGAUGGACACCUCGGAGCCAGAUGAUUAG